UUCCUACUUGCUCAGAUCUACAAGACUAACAAGGGCAACCAGAAAGCUAAGAGGGGCAGCGAGAAGAACUUGGAGAAGAAGCUGCCUCCUGCAAGGAUAUUAUUGUUGAUUUCGAGAUACAUCCUCCAAUGAUGUAGGUCUGUUGGGCUGUUAAGAAGUUCAAAACUUGAAGAACAAUGUUAUCCUUUCAUAGUGGUGAACUUGGUACAUAUGAGAUUUAUGUCUGAUCACUCUUCAUCC
This is a messenger RNA of Linum tenue, 240 nucleotides long. NCBI's taxonomy places the organism in Eukaryota, Viridiplantae, Streptophyta, Magnoliopsida, Malpighiales, Linaceae. The record is from the annotation of a GenBank genome assembly.